UCAACUACAACCCCCUUUCUUCCCCAUCAUCACCAGUCCCACUCCAUUUAUUUUCUCAAACAAACAAAAGGAUCCGUUUUCAGACAAUCAUUUUACUAAUUUUACACGCAUUUUCUGAUGCGAAACUCAAGGAUGUGAGGAUCCUUUUCUUUUUUUAUACGUAUGUUGCAACCUUUUAGUUGUAACUAUUUUGCACCCGAAGCUGUUGCAAGUGUGUGUGGUUGUUUCUCGAGGAAAUUAGUUGAUCAACGAUAUAUAUUUUUUUGACACGUAUUUUACAUCGUUUUCAGUUGCAACUCUGACGUGAUACUUGUAGAUCUGACGGCUAAUCAAUCAACCUCUGAUUUCUCACCAGAAGUGGUUGCUAGAAAUUUUUAUAUUUCUCACUCGGAGCGGUUGCAAGAUUUUUUUUAACGGCAAAUUAACCUAACCUCAUGGAUAUAGGGAGACUCUUACCGUCACGCCAUGUGCUUUAGUACGAGCAUUUGAUCGAAAAGUUAUCUCAAUCGAAGAUAUAAAAGUUUCAAGGUUGAAGGAUGGCUGGUCCCUCGAGUGAUCGAUUAAAAGAGAUGUUGCAGUCUGCUGUACAAUCUGUUCAAUGGACGUACAUUAUUUUCUGGCAAUUUUGUCCUGAAAAACGGGUUUUAGUAUGGGGAGAAGGAUACUACAAUGGAGCCAUAAAAACCCGAAAAACGGUGCAGCCGGUGGAGGUUAGCGCGGAGGAGGCCGCGUUAAGCAGAAGCGAGCAGCUAAGAGAGCUCUACGAUUCAUUGGCGACUGGUGAGCAGCAGGUGACGGAGAGCCAGCAGGCGGUGAUAAGGCGACCAUCGGUGGCAUUGUCGCCCGAGGAUCUAACGGAGUCGGAAUGGUUCUACCUCAUGUGUAUCUCUUUCUCUUUUCCUCCAGGUGUCGGAUUAGUGGGAGAGGCGUAUGCAAAGCAGCAACAUCUGUGGCUCACUGCUGCACACGAAGUAGAUAGUAAAGUUUUUACGAGAGCCAUCCUUGCCAAGAGUGCUUAUAUACAGACGGUGAUAUGCAUACCUCUACUAAAUGGAAUCGUCGAGCUUGGAACAACCGAAAAGGUCGAAGAGACUAAUGAAUUCAUUCAACAUGUGAAACUUUUCUUCAUGAGCGGAAAUGGCUACAUGACUGUCCCACCCCCGAAACCAACCCUUUCGUCUCAUUCUUCCAAUACCACCUUUUCCCCUUAUCAAACACCCGAUACACUCAAACUUCCAAACACCACAUAUUCAAUGGACGAAGAUGUUGAUGCCGACGAAGAUGAUGAUGAUGAGGGUGAAGACACGCAAUAUGAUAUUGACGUGGAAGAUGUACGCUGCGAUGAGUAUGAAGAUGAAAAUGGACGCGACUUUGUGAAAGAAACAUGUAAUGUUUCUAGCUUUCAAGAGUUUAAUAAGAAUAUAGCAUCGAUGGGUUCACUCAUAGAGACCGAUGAGCUAUCGCAACUUGUUGUGUCUCCAGACAUCAAGUUCGCGUCACCCAAUGAUGGUUCGAACAACUUAGAUUCUCAUUUUAACUUGUCGGCAACGAGUCUAGACGAUUCAUAUAGAGCCGAGUCAACCCCCGGAUGGUCAGAUAAUUUUGAGUUGCACAACCCAUCACAUAUUCAAUUAAACACGUCAUCAGAUCAUUUAGCACCAGAAGACACUCGCUACUCUCACACAGUCUCAACCAUCCUCAACAACCAGUUAACUCGAUGGUCCGACUCACCACCACACCCCAACUCAUCCUACUCCACCCAAUCAUCCUUCGCCACGUGGACACCAAACCAAACACCACCACCUUCCCACAACUCACAAAAUAUCCUCAAAUACGUCCUCUUUACCGUCCCUUACCUCCACUCUACCACCACCACCACCAUCACCGCCUCCGAAUCCGCCACACCUCUACCCAAAACGACGUCGCACGAGGACCUCAGCGCGAACCACGUCCUCGCAGAACGACGCCGUAGAGAAAAACUGAAUGACCGCUUCGUCACACUCCGGACACUAGUCCCAUUAGUGACAAAAAUGGACAAGGCGUCGAUCCUCGGUGACACGAUCGAGUACGUGAAGCAGCUGAGGAAGAGGAUACAGGAUCUUGAGGCACAUUGUCUUUGUCUGGAGAAUACAAAGGUGGCGGAAAAAAGAAAAGUUCGAGUGGUGGAGGGUGGAAGGCGGUCUGCGGUGGCGGUCCAGGUGGAAGUGUCGAUAAUUGAGAAUGAUGCAUUGGUGGAGAUACAGUGUAGGCAUAGAGAUGGGUUGUUGCUGGAUGUUAUGAACAAGUUGAGGGAGCUUGGAGUGGAGAUCAUGACUGUACAAUCUUGUGUGGAUGCUGGGGUGUUUACCGCUGAGAUGAGAGCUAAGGUGAAGGUGAAGAAGGGUAUUAAUGGAAGGAAAAUUAGCAUAACCCAAGUAAAGAAAGCAAUUGAUCAAAUAAUAUAUCCGUUGUAGAUCGGUUUAAGAACAGAAAUAUAGGUAAUAACUACAAGUCUGUAACACAGGUAUUUUGUAGCAAUUACAUUUUUUUUAUGGUGGGAUUUUUAACCACAAAUAAUUUGAAGUGAAUAUUAUAGAUAACUUGUUCACCAAGAAUUUUUUUAGGGUUUAUUGAGUUUGUUGUUCGAAGAAUAUUUAUCGACUUGAUUUAAAGAAUCUUCCUAGUC
Helianthus annuus (common sunflower) is the source of this 2665-nucleotide messenger RNA. RefSeq names its product basic helix-loop-helix protein A. Lineage: Eukaryota; Viridiplantae; Streptophyta; Magnoliopsida; Asterales; Asteraceae. Gene Ontology annotation, molecular function: protein dimerization activity. The record is from RefSeq and is a predicted model, not a curated record.